AUGUACCACGGGAAUACUGCGUCUCCAUACUCACCAGCUCUGUUCCGCCUCCCAAUCGAGCUCCGACGCACGAUAUACAGUCUCGUCCUCCCCCACACGACAACCUUCGAUGUGCGUUUGCAGCGCUCCAUUGACCCACCCCCAAAGUCCGAGUACAAUCUGACGUUCGUCCGGCAGAAUGGCGAUGGGUGCUGGCGCAUGCAACGGACACUGCCGCGGACGGACCGUGAAACGGGCAACGACAUUGUCUGGCGGCGCGGAUGCACUGCCCUGCUAGCCGUGUCGCGACAGGUGCACGAAGAGGCAGCAGACAUGCUCUAUGGCGAAAAUACGUUCGUGAUAGAUGUGACUUUUAGUGCAAUCAACUUUCGGUACCGCUGGCGGACUGCGAAUAACCUGACGCCGAACCAAACAUAUCAAUUCCUAGAUCAUUUCUCGCAGCGGAACCUCCUGCGCAUCAGGAACUACAUUGUGAAUGUCGAGUCGGUCGAUGACUAUACGGGCAUGAUUAAGUACAAUUAUGGUGGGCGCGGAUUGUCGGCUGGUAUACAUAGCAAAGUACGGGAGCUUGUGGAUCUGCUGGUUGCUGUUCCGCAGCUGCACCGGCUGCAGGUGCACUUGAUCGAUGGUGCCAUCAGUCGCGUCAAGUUUCCAAGCGGCAGGGUGCAUCGGGUCCAAGAUGAGAGCAACAUUUCCCAAACGCAAUUGGUACUAAAUCCGUUCAGAGCGCUGCACGGGGUUCGUAUGGCUGUGGUCAGUGGUGUCAAUGACGAAUACAAGGAGGAACUAGAAAAAAGCAUGACAAAAGAAAGACUACAGUCAGUGUAG
Bipolaris zeicola 26-R-13 is the source of this 828-nucleotide messenger RNA. RefSeq lists its product as uncharacterized. The record is from RefSeq and is a predicted model, not a curated record. NCBI's taxonomy places the organism in Eukaryota, Fungi, Ascomycota, Dothideomycetes, Pleosporales, Pleosporaceae. Bases 1 to 828 code for a protein of 275 amino acids. The transcript has a single exon.